Messenger RNA from Labrus bergylta (ballan wrasse), 1015 nucleotides. NCBI's taxonomy places the organism in Eukaryota, Metazoa, Chordata, Actinopteri, Labriformes, Labridae. The record is from RefSeq and is a predicted model, not a curated record.
GUGAAGAAAUCUCUUCCCUGAACUGUUUACCCUGACGUCAGUUUGCAGAACUAGCUCUGCCCUGUCUCCCUCAGUGUCUGUGAAACUCCUCUCAGUGAGAAUUGCUGGAGUAGAUGGGUUCGGCUCUACCUACUGACGCGCCCGGACCUCACGGAGUGAAUGAAAUGAUUCCCUCUGCACAUUUAAAGUGGACUAAAACAGCUACGCGAUGAACACCUGCGCCUUUCUGUUGAUUUUGGCUGUUCAGAUCUACGCCGAUGGCAUUGAGGGGCCAACAGCAGCAGGCUGCACGUUUGAAGAGGAUUCAGAUCCCAACCUGUGUGACUUCGCCCAGGGGGAGGAGGAUGACUUUGACUGGCUGCUGUUUCGGACGUACAGCUCACCUUACACCAGCUCUGACCUCCUGCGGGGAUCCUAUUUGUUGGUGAACUCCUCCCAGCAUGCAGUGGGUCACCGUGCUCAGCUGCUGCUGCAGACGCUGAGUGAAAACGACACUCACUGCGUCCAGUUCAGUUACUUUCUGUACAGUCGGGAUGGCCACAGUCCAGGGGCCCUGAAGGCGUAUGUGCGAGUGAACGGUGGUCCGCUCGGGAGUCCGGUGUGGAACACGUCGGGGUCUCACGGCAAGCAGUGGCACCAGGUGGAGCUGGCUGUCAGCACCUUCUGGCCUAAUGAAUACCAGGUACUGAUUGAGGCUAUGGUUUCCAGGGAGAGGCACGGCUACAUCGCCUUAGAUGACAUCAUGGUGCUCAACUAUCCCUGCUAUAAAGCGCCGCACUUCUCCAGGCUCGGAGAUGAGGAGGUCAAUGCGGGCCAGAAUGCUACCUUCCAAUGUGUUGCUGCUGGAAGAGCUUCAGAGGCGGAGAAGUUCCUGCUGGAGGUCAGUGCUUCAAUGGUGGACUUUAGAGCUAAAGUAACCUGUGUGUCUGACUUUGAUGUGUGGAUAUUUUUACCUCUGGGACAGUCAAUAGUACAAAAGACAAACUGCUUUCUGUACUCAAUCCUCCAUCUUUGA